Cooperia oncophora is the source of this 456-nucleotide messenger RNA. The record is from the annotation of a GenBank genome assembly. Lineage: Eukaryota; Metazoa; Nematoda; Chromadorea; Rhabditida; Trichostrongylidae.
AUGAGCCAGUUGCGUCUACUUGUUCCACCUCCUCCACUAUGGGUUAUUCUGCUUUGCAACCUUAUUGUUUUGAUAGCUAUAAUAGUCUUAUUCAUUGUGAUAAUCUGCGCUAAAAGGCGACCCCUUUGUGUCACGCCAACCGAAUCGGAUCUGUUGAAUGCGAAUAAGGUGCGAUCAAGAAAGGGAUCACCCGGAAAGGCCGUCUCGAAAACGCAUCAGAGUGUGAAGGUUGGCUUUUCGUUCAAAGAUCACGGUGAUGACAUUGGAACAGACAUGUCGGAUGAAGAGCAUCAUCAACUCAAGCCAGUUGAUGAAGGCACAGCAACCGCGUUCGAUCCCCAUUUGGUAGCAGUCAAUCUGAUAACCGCCGAACAGGCCGAUGACGAAGCGCUUCAGAAGAAACGUUCGCUGUCGACGUUACACAACGAAAGAUGGAAUCGGCACCGCAGAGCAUAA